AUGGCGCGCCGUGGCAUCGCCAACUACGAACCCGCGCAGCCGAAUGAGUUCAACAUCUUCUGGCAGGAGAUCCUGAUUAAACAAGCCUACGAUCUUCCGCCCAAGAGCCAGGGCCAUUUCCGCGAAGUGACCACCACCAAUCGGGAGCUGCUGAAGCACCCCCGCGACUUUGCCUUGGCGGCCAAGAGCCGCGAGCUCCGUGCGGCGCUGGCGGAGCCCAGCGGAUGCUUCGGCCUCGCAGGGCGCAGCUCGUGGCAUUACAACGUGCAUCGACCGCUGGGGAGGAAGGCGAUGGAGCUGGGGCCGAGAAUGGCCGAGAAUAUCUGUGGAACUGGAAUUAAGAAAUCAUGA
Cladocopium goreaui is the source of this 351-nucleotide messenger RNA. The record is from the annotation of a GenBank genome assembly. NCBI's taxonomy places the organism in Eukaryota, Dinophyceae, Suessiales, Symbiodiniaceae.